This is a messenger RNA of Mobula hypostoma (lesser devil ray), 5613 nucleotides long. It is a transcript of the gene dffa, whose product is annotated as DNA fragmentation factor, alpha polypeptide. The record is from RefSeq and is a predicted model, not a curated record. Bases 52 to 1005 code for a protein of 317 amino acids. Gene Ontology annotation, biological process: apoptotic process; regulation of apoptotic process. NCBI's taxonomy places the organism in Eukaryota, Metazoa, Chordata, Chondrichthyes, Myliobatiformes, Myliobatidae. The transcript is spliced from 6 exons.
AAAGACGUGCGUCAAUACGCAGGCGCGUUUAUUGUGGACACUACCGCAAUAAUGGCAGCGUUAUGUUCUCCGAAAAUCGCAGAGAUAUCCGGUUACUCGGGUUCCAGUCGAAAUCUGCAGAAAGACUUCCCGUGUAAAAUCUGCGACGCAAACCGUAAGGAGACUUUCGGCGUGAUCGUCUCGUCCUUGAAGAAUCUAGUAGCCAAAGGAAAGCAAAAAUUCGGGCUGGACCAACAUGACCCACGACCCUGUACAGUUGUGCUAGAAGAAGAUGGAACAAUUGUUGAUGAAGAAGAUUAUUUUGAGCAUUUGCCAACAAACACAAAGUUUAUGAUUCUUGGUCCUUAUGAAAAAUGGAUUCCACAAAAUGCUGAAAUAAAGCCAGUCCUGGACACAAGAACUCAUUGUGGUAUUGGUGAUUCAGUAGACUGUGUGGAUUACGCUGAUGGUUCCAGUAAUUGGAAAGUACUUGCUUAUCGACUUCGACAAAACCUUGCUGAGAUUAUUACAAUGUCUGAGGCUGAAUUGCAGACACUGAUUGAUGUGCCAACUGGUGAGCUGGCAGUCGAACUGGGAGUAACUCCUAAAAGUGCUGAGGGUAUGCAGGACUCCCUACAACGUACCCUCGAUACCAAGGAAGAGCAACGCCAAGCAGUAGAACUACUAAAACUGUACCGGGAUGCGUUUGAGAAAGAUGACGCAACACUUCCACAAAAAACAGAAGUUGAUAGUUUUGGUGCAGCGACCAGUCAAACUACCCAGCUGAAUCAACAUAUAAUUGAUGUCCUGAGGAAGAAAUCUUCUCCAGAGAUUUCCUUGUCAAGCAGGGAACUACAGGAGGUUUUAAACGAAAAGGAAGAGAACUUGGCAUCAGCUUUGCAUCGCUCCACUGCGGAAGUUAAGAAUUUGCAACAAGACUGUAGGAAGGAACUUGGGAAGCGCUCAACCACUGUGCAGCAUCUUGAACAAUUGAGUCAGUAUUCUUCAAAGAAAAGAAAGCAGUGAAGGCUGGUCCAACAAGCAACCAAAAGUUGGUUUGAAAUCUGUCACUCCAAUACAUUUCCUUCUUUUGAUAGAUGCUGAAUUUCUUUAGCCUUUCCUUACUAUUCUUAAAGAUAGAUUGCAAAUCACCAGUGUGCAUUUCUGUGUAGUUGGAAAUAUUUUGUGUAGGUUUGUACUCAACUGUUUUGAUGACCUUUAUUUAGUUAAUAGCCAUUGCUUUAGUCUGCUUUGUACUAAACCAGUAAUUCACCAGUUUAAAUCCUGAGGGCAUAAGUUAACUACACAAUGAUGUUUUUUUUUCAAAGGAUGGUAAUUAAAUCUUCAUUUUCAAAUUUUAAUUCCCUACCCUCCACCUCUACACCAGCUUAUAUUUGUAGGUUCUUCACCCAUAUUUCUCUAUUUAUUACUGCUUUCAAUUUAUAUAAGGACAUGGAAAAGCUUAAGCAAAAAAAAGGUUAAAUCAGUUGAUGAGAGCUCAGCUGAUCGUUCAUAUACUCUAGUUCAAAUUUAUUGUUGCAGCCUGGUCACUGACUAGAGCUGUAGUCAAAUCUGAGAGCACACAUUAGUUGCAAGCAUCCAUCAGUUCAGUCACCUACUAUGUCUUGCACCAUUUCCAGUGGAGCACCAUGUGCAUUAAAACUAAAGCCCACAGCAGGAUGUGCAGCACAAUCUCCUGACUGUGGUAGGAAGGGACAAUGUCAAGAGGGUGCUACAACUGAAUCUGAUUUCAUUGGAGGUAUGGAUGCUGUAGAGAAGGUUUGGACGUUUUCUGGAACAUGAAGAAUUUAGAUAUUUGACACCCCAGCAUGAGCAAUGCUGGUGCCUCUAUCACAGAGCUUCCCAACCUUUUUUUUAUCCCAGGGACCAGUACCAUUAAGCAAAGGGUUCAUGGACCCCAGGUUGGGAACCCCUGCUCUCGUAGGCCUUUUUUUGUCCAAACCUGAAAAGGUGCCACUGGAGGUAAUAAUCAAUUGCCUGAGCAUCAAAGACAAUUUCCCUUGCCACUCCUAAUUAAAGGCACUGUCUCAGCUAGGAGCAUGAAUCCAUUGAUACUUAGUCUUUUUCACCGGCACAAGAAGUCAUUUUUCAUCCAUGAGCUGGGCUGUACCUGGUGUUUGAUGAUUAUAUACCAGGAACAUUAAUUUCAAAAGAAUUAAAAUGUUAAUAGUAAGAAAGCUGGUCAACAGUCGUUUCUCAUGCCAGAAGAAAUUAUUUGUUUGAAGUAAUUGGUGAAUGCCGGGAACUGCAGUGAAAUUCUUUUCGUUUCAUACAAUAAAUUACUGCGAUCUCAAAUGUGUUGCUGAAAAGAGUGAUGGAAGCAAAUUCAGUGAAAACAUUCAAAACAACCUGGAAUAUUACGUGUAGAAAGAUGAUUUCCAGGGAGUGGUGUUGGGAGGUGAACUAAUUGAGCAAUCUCUCAAAGUGCAGGCACAAUGUGCUAUGUAGUCUCUGUGCUCUCCUGCUCUCUCACUCAAGGACUUUUGACCUGGAAUGCUCAGAUUCAGGCCCAUGUAACCUUGUCCCAUGUUAGAACCUGGCGAUUAUGGAAGAUUCUCGACACAGUGGAACAGGUUAUUGUGUACACUUUUGCCUGGGUGCUUAAUCGGUCAAAUUAUAAACGGCAGCUUGUUUAGUUUACUUUAAAUUUCACUAGGACUUGAAGAGUUAAUAGCAGAGAUUGCCAGAAAUAUGUGUUGUAAUUAUCUAUAAUCAAAAGUAUUUUUUAAAAUUCCAUUUAAGCUAGUUAAUUUUAAAAGAUGCUUUUAAAAGGUUCUUACUAAGCAGAUGAUGCAGCUACAGGUCCAUACUAAUCACUGCUUUUAAAGACUAAUCACAUUUAAUUACUUUUCAAUUAAAUCUAAUUAAUAAACAGCAAAAUAAGGAAGUUUAAUCGCUCUUCUAAGGAAUGGAACUACUAAAAUGAAAGGUAAAAUACAAUUCUAAAGAUGUUGUUAAUCUCUUUAGAAAUUAAUGUACCUUCACAAAAUAAUUACUAUCUGUAAUUCUAAGAGUACAAGUGUUAUGUUUUAUUACUGGCUAAUGUGUUAAAUUUAAAGUCAGGAAGGGUUCUUUCACAAAAUGUUUUGAUGUUUAAAUAUAAUUAAAUUUACAGCAUAAAGGUUGAAAAUGUUUGAGUGAAAGUCUAUUGCUUAAGAAGUUUUGCUUUUAUAAUGAUUGUUCCACCUUGAGGAUGACAAUGACUUGCGCUGAGUAUGGUUCCUUGAUGUAGGAAGAUGAGGGAACAUUUAUUAAGCCUCAUAAAAUUAAUGAGAGUCAAAAUAAUUCAUUUCUGAUCAUGCAGGGAUGUUCAUGACAAGAUGUAUUUUUGCACAUUUGAUUCCUUUGAGUUUUACCCCUAUUACAGAUGUCAUGAAGGAUUUCAACAGAGAGUAAUUGAAACAUGGCAUAAGUUUGAGGGUAGGAUUACACAGAGAAAAACUUGUUUAACUCUGCAACGAUUCUAGAUCCAGUCCUCCACUACAUAACAACUACCCACAUUAAAAUCUGGUCUUAAAGUCCAUGAGGUCAUGACAUUAGUAAACAUGAGGUGAUAAGAACAGGUCUCAACUCAUAAUAAUUUGAUAUUAAAAUUAAUUGUGCAUUUACAAUUUAAUUUACAAAUAUGUAUAUUUGUUACACAGAUACAUCAAAAGUCUGCCUUUCAGGCCAGGACAUUACUGAGUUCCUAAUGUACUUUUUGUAUACGACCAGCAUCUGUGCUGGAACUAAUCUCUGAAGCAAACAAAAGUGUUCUUCAGAAUUCUGUCUGUUGUCUAACUCUUCAGUGGAACAUAACACCUAAAUAAGAUUUAUUUUUGACAGCCUUAUGGGUCGUAUUGUUUCUUGUGCCGUGUACUGAACAUUUAACCUAUCAACUCAAUUUAGCAUCCCAGUGCAGGAUAUAAAACAUAGCCCUUGCUUUGUGGUUACCACUCUAAACCAAUAGGUUGCAGAGUCAGUUCAGUGUUGAAGUAAAUGAAGUUAUCCACACUGCUUCAGGAGGCUGAUGGCUGAAGAGUAAUAACUUCCUGAACCUGGUGUAUGGGACACCAAGUACAUCCUGGAUGGCAGCAGAGAGAAAAGCAUGUCCUGUAUGGCAGGAGCCCUUGAUAUGGAUGCUGCUACUUUGUGGCAGUUCUCCUGAAGAUGUGCUCAAUGGAGGGGAUGACUUUUCAGAUUUUUAGAAUAUUUCUUCACAGUUUCCAAACACUGCUAAUGAUCAAGCAUAUUUUGAAAUAGCUGGAAGGAAUAUACUUUAAAUAAAACCAAUUAAAAGCUUGUUUAGCUAAGGUCGCCUCUAAGAGGCCACAUCCUUGUGGUUGGGUUUUAUGUUUUGACUCUUGGUAGAAUCACCCAUGCUAAAACAGGGCAAAGGGUAGAGGCCAGACUGAGAGUGGUCCACCAGUCCGUCAGGUUCUGGGGUUCAGCUCAGGAUUAACAACUCUGACUGACAAUAAACUGGACUGGUCAAAGAACACUGAGGCUGUCUACAAGAAGCGUCAGAGCGUCAGAGGAGACUGAGGUCCUUUAACAUCUGCCAGACGAUGCUGAGGAUGUUCUACGAGUCUGUAGUGGCCAGUGCGAUCAUGUUUGCUGUUGUAUGCUGGGGCAGCAGGCUGAGGGUAGCAGACACCAACAGAAUCAACAGACUCAUUCGUAAGACCAGUGAUGUUGUGGGGAUGGAACUGGACUCUCUCACAGUGGUGUCUGAAAAGAGGAUGCUGUCCAAGUUGCAUGCCAUCUUAGACAAUGUCUCCCAUCCACUACAUAAUGUACUGGUUGGGCACAGGAGUACAUUCAGCCAGAGACUCAUUCCACCAAGAUGCAUCACAGAGCAUCAUAGGAAAUCAUUCCUGCCUGUGGCCAUCAAACUUUACAACUCCUCCCUUGGAGGGUCAGACACCCUGAGCCAAUAGGCUGGUCCUGGACUUAUUUCCUGGCUUAAUUUACAUAUUACUAUUUAACUAUUUAUGGUUUUGUUACUAUUUAAUUAUUUAUGGUGCAACUGUAACGAAAACCAAUUUCCCCCAGGAUCAAUAAAGUAUGACUAAAAGAAAAUUGUUAUGGAAACAGCAAUGAAGUCAUCUGAGUUUGAUGGUAAUCAUAAGUUUUCACCUGGGACUUGUGUGACUGACAGUAGUGAAAACCGAGAGGAAGCUACUGACAUGAUGAAGAAAAUCCUGAACACCAUCAGAGAUGGAGGACCUUCAUAGCUGGGAUGCUGGACGGCAUCUCAGAGCGCGUCAUCAAAAAGUGUGCGCUGAACAGCUGGCUGGUGUGUAAGCAGACAUUUUUAAUCUCUCCCUCUCCCAGUGUGUAGUGCCCUCCUAUUUCAAAUCGUCCAUCAUAGCAGACAGGAAGCAAAGAGUGGGAAUAAACGGGACCUUUUCAGAAUGGCAGGCGGUGACUAGUGGGGUACCGCAAGGCUCAGUGCUGGGACCCCAGUUGUUUACAAUAUAUAUUAAUGACUUGGAUGAGGGAAUUGAAUGCAGCAUCUCCAAGUUUGCGGAUGACAUGAAGCUGGGCGGCAGUGUUAGCAGUGAGGAGGAUGCUAAGAGGAUGCAGGGUGACUUGGAUAGGUUGGGUGAGUGGGCAAACUCAUGGCAGAUG